AUGGAGGCCAACCCCCGAAUGGAGGCCAGCGACGAUGUGUGCGUGCUCCUCACGUGGGGCGACGGCUCGUACGGGGCGCUUGGGCACGGAGAGCGGCUGAGUGAGACUGUACCUCGCGUGGUCCUCGCGCUUGUCCCGACGGAGCUACGUGGCGUCUCCUGCGGCUCGGCCACCACUUUUGCGCUCACGGCCGACGGGGCGUUUUCGUUCGGCGCCGCCGUCGGCGGCGUGCUCGGCCAAGGAGCAGUCCGAGGAGACACGAGCUGUGUGUGCACCCCACAACGGGUCACUGGGCUGAGAGGCGGCCUCACCUCGCUCGCGUGUGGCGACAGGCACGCGCUCGCCGCCGGUGAGGGCGGAGAGCUGUACGCGUGGGGCGAUGGCGGCGACGGCAGGCUGUGGGACUGCCCCGGUGAGGCACCCGAGCCCGCCAUCUCGCUCGCUGUCGACGCUGGAGUCCGAGCAGCGGCUGCUAGUGCCCAGGCCGAUUCCUCCGUGGCCGCGGUAGCGUGCGGCUCGGGCCGGCUCUGGAUGUUUGGCGACAACGGGGACGGCCAGCUCGGGCUGGGUGACGGUGGCGCUCGUCGCAUCAGCGGGCCGCAGCGGGUGCGCACGGUGGCCUGCGGCGGCUUCUUCACGGCGGCGGUGGUGGCCGGCGGCGGGAUGGUCACAUUUGGGGCCAACGAGUGCGGCCAGCUCGGCCACGGAGGGCGCGAGGCGGAGCGCGCGCCGAGGCUCGUGCGCGCGCUCGAGGGCACGCCCAUCGCGCAGGUGGCGUGCGGCGCCUGCCACCUGGUGGCGCUCUCCGAGACGGGGGCGCUGCACGUGUGCGGCCGCAACGGCGACGGCGAGCUCGGCACGGGCGAUCUGGUGGGCGCCAACGCCGAGCUGCCCCGCCGGCUGCCACUGUUUGGCGACCCGGGCGUCUGCACGGUGGCGGUGGCGUGCGGCUCGUUCCACACCGCCGCGGUGGUGCGCCUGAGCCGGCGGCGUCUGGGCGGGCUGGUCGGGGAGCGGGCCGCGGCGGCGGUGGAGGAGAGGAUCGCGAGGAGAGGGCGAGGGGUGGGGGUCCGGAAUAAGGGUGGCGGGCGUGGGGGGUGUGAAGGGUGUUUGGUGUGA
This is a messenger RNA of Emiliania huxleyi CCMP1516, 1119 nucleotides long. RefSeq lists its product as hypothetical. Bases 1 to 1119 code for a protein of 372 amino acids. Lineage: Eukaryota; Haptophyta; Isochrysidales; Noelaerhabdaceae. The transcript has 3 exons. The record is from RefSeq and is a predicted model, not a curated record.